Molecule: messenger RNA, 1692 nt
Organism: Acaromyces ingoldii
Lineage: Eukaryota; Fungi; Basidiomycota; Exobasidiomycetes; Exobasidiales; Cryptobasidiaceae
Exons: 3
Coding region: 85-1692 (535 amino acids)
Source: RefSeq, a predicted model, not a curated record
AUUUUGGCCCUUUCGACGACUUAAACCACUCCCACCUUCGACACACACUCGUGCAGCAGCAGCACAGAGGACAAAAAGGCGACGAUGAUGCGGCGUGCCUCAGCGCUCGUGGCUCUUUCUUCUGCAGUCCUCUAUCUGGCAGCACUCGUCGACGCUCAUGGUCACCACCAGGAGGGCCCCGCCGAUGACUCUGUGCCCAUUGACUCAAUCCUCUGGCUGCACAUCUUGAUCCAGUCGCUCGCUUGGUUCAUCCUCUUUCCCCUCGCCAUGGUUCUCGGCCUGACACGGCACCGUCUCCACGUGCCCCUCGCUGUGUUGGCUCUCACCCUGACAACGGCUGGCUACUUUCUUGGCCAUGGGCACGGCGGGAGGUCGUUCCCUCACACUGCCCACGGGACUGUGGCCAACCUGCUGAUCCCGCUGCUGAUGGCACAGGGUGCACUGGGCAUUUACCUCAAGCUCCAUCUCAAAUGGAAAGCAGAGGGCUUCGUCCGGCCCAUUAUCAUCUUUGCCCACGGCUUCAUUGGGAAGCUCUUUUCGAUCCUUGGCUGGCUGCAAAUGCUUUUGGGGAUCAUCACGCUGCGCUCCUGGUGCAUGGGUGGCCGUACGGGCCAGUGCCUCGCACACCACAUCAUGGGCAGUGCAUUCAUCGGCUACGGCACCAUUCUCCUCAUCAUGCUCAAGGCCGGCGUCAGCUGGCUCUCACGGCGCAAGAGCAACACCAGCCAGGAGUUUCUAGACAGCACCGUCAUCUUUGCCUGGGGCUGUGUCAAUGCGCUCACGGAGCACCACGGCGGGCCGUGGACGCACAAGGAUCUGCAGCACACUUUGCUCGGCGUCGUCUGGGUCGCUGGCGGCGCCGCUGGCAUGUGGCUCUCCAAGGGCGGCAGGCGGAGCGUGGUACCCGCCGUAGUCAUCGUCAUUACUGGCUGGGCCAUGAGUGGUCACGCACAGGCUUUGAUGAUUUCAACGAUGAUCCAUGCCCUGUUUGGGUACUGUCUCAUGGCUGCUGGUGCUGCCCGCAUCAUCGAGGUCUGCUUCGUCCUCGGCGACGGGCCCACGGGGCAGCAGCAGCAGCCCGACGCAGAGCGACCAUCAGAGGAAGACGAACGGCAGAGGAUGGACACGGAGAAGCAGUGGUUCCCCAUCCGAGCGUUCCAGUACCUGCCACCCUGGCUCCUAUUUGCCUCGGGCGUCCUCUUCAUGUCGGCCACCGACGAGGAGCUGCGCUGGGCAGACUCCUACGGCGUCGAUCACAUCACCUGGGGCCUCAUUGACUUCUCCAUUUCCUUUUUCCUCUUUCUCUGGGCAAACGUCCUCAUCGACCUCUACACGUCCCAAGGUGGGCGCUAUGGGUCCGCGCGCAAGGCCGCUGCUUCCGCUGCCGCCGCUGGCGGCCGCGGCGGUCGUAGUGCUGGUCUCGCCGAGUCCGGCGGACUCCGCUCGCUUUAUUCCCGCGUCAGCAUGGGUGAAUCGGCUCCGCUGCGCGUCGACGAGGACCCGGACGAAGGCGUAGCAAGCGGCAGCUCUGGUUCUCUCGAGAUGAAUCGGCUCGAGGGCAAGAGGGCUAAAGAUCGCGGUGCUCAGAUGAAUGGGAAUGGGACUGCGAAUGGCCACCACGUCUUGUUUGACGAAGACGAAGGCGAAGACGAGGAGGAUGACGAUCCUUUUGACGACGAGAGAAGACGGUGA